ACUUUGGCCGAGGACAGCGGUGGCCGCGUGUUGGGAGGUGGGUCCAGCGCUAUAAAACCUGUGCGCGCUGGGAGCGGGAGAGGACGCCUGCCCGAGCCCCAGUUCGGUCGGCGACGCCAUGGACACCCGGUUCCUCCUGCCCCUGUGUCUCGUCCUCCUGCUGCUAGGAUGUGAGGUUCAGGGCACCCAUCCGACCGAGCAAGACGAGCCCCCCAGCCCAGCCCUGCUGGCCCAAGUGCAGGAGGCCCUCUCCAUGUACUGGGACACUGCCAAGGCGGCUGCCCAGGGCCUAUACGAGAAGACAUAUCUGCCCACCAUGGACGAGAAGAUCAGGGACAUGUACAACAAAGGCUCGGCUGCCAUCAGCACUUACACAGGCAUCUUUACUGACCAAAUCAUGACCAUACUCCAGGGAGAAGAAUGACAGCCAGGAGAGGGGGGAUAAUCCUAGGUCCUGGCACCACCCACAGGGUCCCCGGACUGCCCAAGGUGGGACUAAGCUCCUCCAUCCCAGCACGUCUCAGCUACCUGCCUCCAACUCUGGCCUGAAUCUUAUUAAUGAAUGAAUAAAUAAAAACAUAAGCUGUC
Molecule: messenger RNA, 588 nt
Organism: Chinchilla lanigera (long-tailed chinchilla)
Lineage: Eukaryota; Metazoa; Chordata; Mammalia; Rodentia; Chinchillidae
Gene: Apoc2
Product: apolipoprotein C-II
Exons: 4
Coding region: 119-424 (101 amino acids)
Biological process (GO): positive regulation of lipoprotein lipase activity; chylomicron remnant clearance; lipid metabolic process
Cellular component (GO): very-low-density lipoprotein particle; spherical high-density lipoprotein particle; low-density lipoprotein particle
Molecular function (GO): phospholipase activator activity; phospholipase binding; lipoprotein lipase activator activity
Source: RefSeq, a predicted model, not a curated record